AAGUUCCCACGAAUUACAAAUCAAAAUCAUUAUCCACAUUCAGAAACAAAUGAAGAGAAUGCCAACAUUUUGAAGAGGGAGUCUGGUGAUAUAGGAUUGGAAUAUGGAAGAUUGAUGGGUCUCAGACCAAGGAGAGAGUACUGUGUAAUUUUUGUGGAAGAGUUCCAUCAUGAAGAAUUCGAGUAUGAAGAGGAUGACGGAGAGGAGAUUACUUUUGAGGAAGAUGAGAUGAAGUGGUGACUGGACGAACUUACAUGGAUGAUGAAGAAUGAACUUUUUUAUUAUGUGUUUAUUGACUAUUGUUUAGUAUUUCGACAUUUUAUGAACUUGUGAUCCUAGGAAAUGGACACUACUUGCUUGUUAUUUGUUAUGUUUAGAGUUAACUGUUG
This is a messenger RNA of Linum tenue, 389 nucleotides long. The record is from the annotation of a GenBank genome assembly. NCBI's taxonomy places the organism in Eukaryota, Viridiplantae, Streptophyta, Magnoliopsida, Malpighiales, Linaceae.